Molecule: messenger RNA, 2206 nt
Organism: Anolis carolinensis (green anole)
Lineage: Eukaryota; Metazoa; Chordata; Lepidosauria; Squamata; Anolidae
Gene: drc3
Product: dynein regulatory complex subunit 3
Exons: 13
Coding region: 213-1781 (522 amino acids)
Cellular component (GO): cilium
Molecular function (GO): protein binding
Source: RefSeq, a predicted model, not a curated record
CAGCGGAGAUGGCCAAAGGCGUUUCCGGAUCACGUGAGGCCCGAGGGGGGGGGGGGGGUUGGAAAUGUUGUGAUCACGUGACCACCAGCCUUAGCAACGGGAGAGGCUUGCCUAGCAACGAGGCCUACCAGGAAAGACUGGACAGGGAUUGUAGUAGACUUAGAAAGAGUGUUCUUUCCCCUAAAUCUUGGGAGAAACCUUUCCUUUGAAAGAUGGCCAGCCGGCUAUAUGACAGCAUCGAACCCAAUGUCAUCGAUGAAGAAAUGUUGCAGAAAGCAGUGGAGGAGCAAGGACCACAGGAGGAAGCCGGACAAUUGGCUAAGAAGGAAGGCAUCAACUUCAAAGACGUCAAGGAACUGCAGCUGGAUUUCAGAGGUAUCUUGAAAAUUGAUAAUCUCUUCCAGUUCAUAAACCUGACAAAAUUGCAGCUGGACAACAAUAUGAUUGAGAAGAUAGAAGCAUUGGAUAGUCUGAUCUAUCUGGUCUGGCUAGAUCUCUCCUUCAACAAUAUCGAAAUCAUUGAAGGCUUGGAUGCUCUGGUGAAACUGCAGGAUCUUAGUUUGUACAGCAACAGGAUUUCCACAAUCGAGAACAUGGAUACGCUCGAAGAGCUUCAAGUCUUCUCUAUAGGAAACAACAAUAUAGAAGUUCUGGAAAAUAUUAUUUAUCUCCGGAAGUUCAAAAACUUGCGCACGUUGAACCUCGCUAAGAAUCCGGUCUGUGACAAUGACCUUUAUGCCAUGUUUAUUGCCGCUUACCUCCCCGAUCUUGUCUACCUGGAUUUUCGACUGGUAGACGAGAACACGCGUGACAUGGCCUUCAUCAAAUACCAGUAUGCCAUUGAGGAGAUGAAGCAUGGGGAAUAUGUGGCUUUGUCCAAGCAGAAGAUCCAAGAAGCUGCUGAUAAAGAGCUGGCCUACCACAAGUCUGCCUAUGUGGAGUAUCUGAAUGGACCCUUCCUGUUUGACAGCAUGUACGCAGAAGAUCCUGAAGCAAGCAAGCUGGUGUACCUCCCAGGAGUACCAGAACUCCUGGAAAACUACAAGACCAAGUUUGUGGAAGUUUGCGAGGCUCUCUUUGACUACGGCCUGAAGCAGCACGAGAAGCGAGAAGCCGAAGUCGCGCUCUUCUACGAGUGCCUCAACGAAGCCCUGUCUGAAAACCAAGCAGAGGGGACCAAAAUCAUCCGCGACUUCGAAGAGCAGCAUUGUGCGACUCUCGACUUGAUUCAGAACACCAGCGACCCGCAGCUCACGGAGCUGAAACUGGCAGAUUACAACGAAGACAUCUCCAAGCUCUACGAUAUAUUGAUGAGCCUGGAGAUGCAAAUUGUCGACCAGUUAGAGGAAGUUAUAAAAGAUUUCGAAAGAAACAUCUUGGACCUGGUGGCUAUCUUUAUAGAAAAUGAGCAAGGGCUGAUGGCUCAGUGUCGGGAUCUGGAGAACCACCACCACGAGAAGCUGCUAGAAAUAGCCAUCAACACACUGGAGAAAGUGGUGAAAAGCGAGUUCGACGAGGAGAUGCCUGAUGACGUCCGGAUGCUUUUUGUGGAUAAAGACACCAUUGUCAACGCCGUCAACGCCUCUCACGACAUCCACCUCCUCAAGAUCGACAACCGGGAGGACGAGAUUGUGACCAAAUCCAACAGCUGGGCUUCUGUGCUGAUAGAAAGGGUUCACAACGACGAAAUCAACAGGAACCGAAGCCGCGUCCUGGAGAUCAACCAAUACAUUGACCAUCUUCGGAGCGAGCUGGACAACUGGGACAUUUUGGAGCAGUAGUUGGCUUUUGGUACAGAACCAAAAUGUCCAGAUCCUGGCCUUAGCACCCGGGAAGUGAUUCUGCUUGAAUGUCUCCUUCCCACCAAAAACAUCUGUGUUGAUUUACCCCAGAAGGCAGUUCUCCCCCCCCCCCUUCUUCCUGAUGGGCUUUCAGGCAUUUUUUAAAGGAGACUAAUAUAAAAUCAAAUCAGUGCUGUGUGCUUACAAACCACUGGACCUUCAGGACUUUGGUCCUCUCCUUCUUCAAGUUUUAUCCCAUACAAAGACAAUACUGAUAAACAUUUUAAGACAGAGUUGUUUGGUCUUGCCGAGUGCCAGAUAAGAGGAAAGGCGUUGCACUUGAGUACCACUGAACUUUCUGAAAGCAAACCUCAGCUCACAAAUAUUUCAUUGGGUGAAUAAAACCUAUUUUCUAAAUCUUGAAA